AUGGCAUUCCGAAAAGCUACCACACUAAAUAGUAUCACUGCUCUAGUUUCAACACGAAUUCACAAGUGGGUGCCUCAAAUUGUGAGGAAUUUUGCUUUUAAAGAUAUUAAAGUUGGAAAGCCACGAGCUAGCAGUUUGAAAUAUCAUUGUCAUGAUCUGUUUCUGACUAACUGUUUCACAUGUAUUUAUAAUUAA
Molecule: messenger RNA, 195 nt
Organism: Clunio marinus
Lineage: Eukaryota; Metazoa; Arthropoda; Insecta; Diptera; Chironomidae
Source: the annotation of a GenBank genome assembly